UUUUCAAACCGUCCAAUCGGCCCAGGAGGGGGGGAGAGCGAGGACGCCAUCUUGCUUGUUUUAGUCGGAGGAGGGGUGGAAAAACAGCCGCCGCCGGCAGCGACUCCACGGCCGGCAAAAAGAGAAAAGCACAAAACGGCUCACCGGCCCGACGCCUUAGACAAUGUUUUAUGCCCACUUUGUCCUCAGCAAACGUGGGCCGCUGGCCAAAAUCUGGCUGGCGGCCCACUGGGACAAGAAGCUGACCAAGGCUCAUGUGUUUGAGUGCAAUCUGGAGAGCAGCGUGGAGAGCAUCAUCUCACCCAAGGUGAAAAUGGCUUUACGAACGUCAGGACAUCUGCUGCUGGGGGUGGUGAGGAUCUAUCACAGGAAGGCCAAGUACCUGCUGGCAGACUGUAACGAGGCCUUCAUCAAGAUCAAGAUGGCGUUUAGACCAGGUGUGGUGGAUCUUCCAGAGGAGAACAGAGAAGCAGCCUACAACGCUAUCACGCUGCCUGAGGAGUUCCAUGAUUUUGAUCAGCCACUACCAGACCUAGAUGAUAUUGACGUUGCUCAGCAGUUCAAUUUGAACCAGAGCAGAGUGGAGGAGAUCACCAUGAGAGAGGAGGUGGGCAACCUCAACCUGCUGCAGGACAAUGACUUUGCUGACUUUGGUAUGGACGACCGGGAGAUGAUGCGGGAGGAGAGUGCGUUCGAGGUGGACAUCAUGGGAGCGUCAGCAUCCAACCUGCUGCUGGAGGCUGAGGGUGGAGCUAACCCAAUGGCUGACAAGUCCAACCAUCUGGAGUACGAUGACCAGUACAAGGACGACUUCGGAGACAACCCCAUGGAGAGCAAUGAGGGAGGCAUGCUCGUGGACAAGCUGCUGAGUAAUGAGGAUGGAGGCGGCAUCUUUGACGACCCUCCUGCCAUCACAGAGAGUGUGAUGAUGCCUCAGGACCACGGAGACGAUGAGGACGACUUUGACGCUCUCUCAGCGGGAGCCCCAGACAGUCCAGACUCAGGCCCAACAGAGCCUCUACCAGCCAUGGCAGACCAGACAGAACAAACCACCCUGAUUCACAACGAGGAAGAAACCUUUGCCCUGGAGCCUAUUGACAUCACAGUGAAGGAGACCAAGGCGAAGCGAAAGAGGAAGCUGAUUGUGGACAGCGUGAAGGAGCUGGACAGUAAAACCAUCCGUGCACAGCUGUCUGACUACUCUGACAUUGUCACCACCCUGGACCUGGCACCUCCUACCAAGAAACUGAUGAUGUGGAAGGAGACCGGUGGAGUCGAGAAGCUUUUCUCUCUCCCUGCUCAGCCCCUCUGGAAUGCUAGGCUGCUUAAAAUGUUUACAAGGUGUCUGACACCACUGGUGCCAGACGAGCUUAGGAAGAGGAGGAAAGGUGGAGAGGCUGACAGUCUAGAUGAGUUCCUCAAGGAUCUGGAGAACCCGGAGGUACCCAGAGAGGAAACAACAGGACACCAGCAGACAGACAUCAUGGACCAAACCAUCAUGGAAGAGGCCAGUGUUCUGCAGACUUCAGCUGUAGAAGGCAGCAGGACGACGCUGGACGAGUCAGUCAUGCCCCCUCCGUCCUCCCAACGUGCCCUCAAACGCAAAGCCCAGGACACAGAACCAGCCCUGCCCAUGGGAGCUUUGGACCAGCAACAACAACAGCCGCAGGAGUCCAAAGCCUCUAAUGUGUCCCAGCAGCUGGAGGCAUCCAGUGUGGAUCUGCUCCCAGAGGAAACCACUAACAUCAGCCAGCUGAUAGAGUUGGACCUGCUCUGUGACAAGGACAAGAAGAAGAACGAUGACGACUCUGAUGAAGAGGAGGAUGAGGUGCAGGGAGGAGACCAGGAUCAGGAGGAGAGGAGGUGGAACAAAAGAACCCAGCAGAUGCUCCAUGGCCUCCAGAGGGUGAUGGCCAAGACAGGUGCCCAGUCGGUCAGCCUGCUGGAUCUGUGCAGAAACAACAACAAGAAGCAGGCAGCUGCUAAGUUCUACAGUUUCCUGGUUCUGAAGAAGCAGCAGGCGGUGGAGCUCGUCCAGGAGGAGCCGUACAGCGACAUCAUAGCAACGCCCGGACCUCGCUUCCACAUCAUCUAGAAAACACAACUUGACAGUCCGAAAAGGAAAAACAACUCUUCUCUGUACUCUCUGCAACACAACGCUGUGUGUCUGUUAAUUUUAUUUAUUUAUUUGAGUUUGUUGACUUUGUUUCGUGUAUGAUGUGGAGUUUUUUUUUUCUUCUGUCGACAAUAUCUUACUGUCAUGCAGUGGUUGGAAGGAAGAGGUCUGAAUUACAUGGUUGGAUUAAGAUGUUUCUUCCUUGAAAAAUUCCAUAGUGAGGAGGAGGAGGAGGAGGAUUACAACUCCAAACAAUGGACACUUCCUGUUUGUUAUUAUUUAUUAUUCAUUUAUUUAUUAUUAUUUAUUGUAUAUUUUAUUAUAAAGACUCACUUUCUAGCUAAGUUAGUAUUAAGUAAGGUACAUAAAGUGAGCAAUGUGGGUGUCCCUUUUUGUUUGGAGUUGCUCUCCACUCGUUUUUUCAAGCAGAAAAACUUUGACAAGCACUACUUCCUUCAAAAAGCUGUUGUUUUGCACUGGCACCUAAGUCAAAGGGAGUCUAUUAUCUGGAUAUGUUUACAGUGGGAGACAACUGUGUGUUUAUACAGUGAUAAUUCAAUCAACCAUGUUACUUCUACUACAGGACAAAGUUCUGAGGGUUCUCGUGUACACUGACUUACCUAAAAGGAGCAUGCACUAUAUCCAGUCUCUGCAAGCGUACAUUUAAACAGUUACUACGGUAGUGAUUUGCAGACUCAACCAGCAAUUAAUCAUUAUUCAACUGUAGUGUAGCACUUUAAGCAUUACAAAAUCCAAGUUGUUGUUUUUUGCAAAUGCUUUGCUUGCAUCAUUGACUGUUUGCGCCUCACAAGAGUCAGAAAAACUAUAGUUGUGUCCCAAAUCCAUGCUACAUAUUCAUUCUAAGUAGGAUUUAUGUAUGUAGUGUGCUCACACUGGAAAAGUGGAAAGAUAAAGUACACACAAAACAGUCAAUAUGCACACUGUGCUGUUGAUGUACACUUUUCUUCUAUAAUGCAAUGCACAAAGGAAAUAGAGGAGAUGCUCACAGCUGGAAAAAAAAAACUUAAGAUAACUGUUGAUGCUGGUGAAACGGCUCCAGGAACACCUCAAAAAUGUUAUGUCUGGACAAACAUUUUGCUGGCUUUUUAAAUUUAAUUGGCAGUAGCAUUCAAAAUAACACACUUAUUGUAUCAUUUGUAUGGUGAUUUCUUGUAAACAAACUGCAAAAACUAUACUAUAAAGAUUAGUAUAUAGUACAUCCUGUAUAUAAUUAGAAUGUACUAUGGAAUUGGGACACAGCGUAUAAAAAAGAGCUUCAGAGUUUCAGCCUAUAGAUGAUGGAAACAUUAGUGGUCUGCCAUACUUGCAUGCUCUGUCCUGAAAUAUGUUAUUAGAGUGGAAUUGCUCCAGAAACUACCAUUUUUAUUGCUGUGUUGCUCUUUUAUUCUUAAAAUGACUUUGAAGUAUGUGACAAAGAUUCAAUUUAUCCAGUGGUCCUUUUAUAUAUAAAUAAUAAUUUAGUUACAACUGGGUGACAUACAGUAUUAUAUUGUCUUGAUAAUUAAGACUUUUCAGUUGUUGUGCUCUAACAGUGUCACUUCCACAGUAACUUAACUUAGUGUAAAUCAAGUAGAUACUCUGUUCAGUAUUCAUUUGUUGAUGUAAUAUAUAACAAGAAAAUUCAUUGGGUUUUUUUAUUUAAAAGCAAAAUAGAUUUUUUUAAUCUAAAGAAUGACUUGAUAACACAAUCAAGUGAAGUCUAAAUGGACAUAUUUGUUAUGAACGUUAUAGUCAUCAAAAAGCAUAAAGUAAAAACAAGCAGACCACCAAGAAUUGUGACCACACUUCUUCCUUGUGCUUCAGCAAAGACAGCUGAAUGCAUCGUUUUUGAUAUCCACUUCCAUAUAAACUAUAUAUCAUGUAAUGUCUGAGUGCAUCUUGUAUUUUAAACUAUGUGCCUGUAAACCUACUUUUUAAUUUUGUAUAAAAGCAAAGACAAAUCUUCUCAAUCUCAAAAAUAUUGCUAUGUUUCUGAAAAGUUUCAGUCCCAUGGCUGUAAAUCCUGAGUCCCGGAAACAGUUGCUAAAUUUUUCAAAAUAAAACAAAUACUAUGACCAGUA
This is a messenger RNA of Siniperca chuatsi (mandarin fish), 4197 nucleotides long. Its product is annotated as double-strand-break repair protein rad21 homolog A-like. Gene Ontology annotation, molecular function: protein binding; chromatin binding. The record is from RefSeq and is a predicted model, not a curated record. The coding region runs from base 164 to 2095 and encodes 643 amino acids. Gene Ontology annotation, biological process: synaptonemal complex assembly; mitotic sister chromatid cohesion; replication-born double-strand break repair via sister chromatid exchange. The transcript is spliced from 14 exons. Lineage: Eukaryota; Metazoa; Chordata; Actinopteri; Centrarchiformes; Sinipercidae. Gene Ontology annotation, cellular component: synaptonemal complex; cohesin complex.